Messenger RNA from Didymosphaeria variabile, 1533 nucleotides. RefSeq lists its product as uncharacterized. The record is from RefSeq and is a predicted model, not a curated record. Gene Ontology annotation, biological process: hydrogen peroxide catabolic process; cellular response to stress; cell redox homeostasis. Gene Ontology annotation, molecular function: thioredoxin peroxidase activity. Gene Ontology annotation, cellular component: cytosol. NCBI's taxonomy places the organism in Eukaryota, Fungi, Ascomycota, Dothideomycetes, Pleosporales, Didymosphaeriaceae. Bases 1 to 1533 code for a protein of 510 amino acids. The transcript is spliced from 3 exons.
AUGCUCACAGAGGUUACCCUAAGCACUUAUAUUAACGAAGACAAGAAGUCGUGGCUUCUUCUACUUUUCAUUCCCGCAGCAUUCUCCUUUGUUUGCCCAACGGAGGUGCUCGCCUUUCAGAAUUGUCUGGAAGAGUUCAGGGACCGCAACUGCGACAUUAUCUUCGUUUCAGUCGAUACUAAGCACUCACUUUGGCACUGGCAGAACGUCCCUCGACAAUACGGUGGCCUGGGUCAGAUUGAUAUCGCAUUGCUUAGCGAUGCAAAUCAUAAAAUGAGUCGCGACUACGGGGUCUUGAUCGAGGAGGAAGGGGUUUGUUUACGGGGCAUGUUCAUCCUAGACGAGGAGACGGUGGUGCAGCAGGUAACACUUAACAACCUCACCGUGGGCCGUUCUGUCCUCGAAGCACUCCGCUUACUUGAAGCCUUCCAAGCCGUAGCCAAGCACGGAGUUCUCUGCCCCAUAGACUGGAAGCCAUCUAAGGACAAUAACGACAUCGCGCAAACUAUAUCGAACACGCUGACUGAGUCAUACGAGGAUCGACUCGCCAACCUGCAGAAAGAAUUUGGUGACACGGUCGUUACAGACCUGGACGCUAAGCACAAGCGUGGCAGCGAAGAGACAAGCAGUGCAUCGAUCGAGGAGCGUCUGAAUGCUUCUCGGCAAAGCAGCAACGUCACUACGAGCAGUGUUGCUACAAGCAGUCGCAAAAGGAGUGUCAGUAUCAGCACUCCGAGCACCCGCAAGACUAGCACCGAUAUGCAUUCGAGCCGGGAGUCUAGUAGUAGGGAAGCCUUUGACUCGCCGAAGGAGACGACAAUCAGCGGAAAGGCUGACGAAGAGCCGCUCAAGAAUUCCACCAACGAUUGUCUGCCGCACACUAGGGCGAGCGUUGGCUCCACACACUCAAGGUGGUCGUUCAAGUCGGAAAAGAGCACGAGUGCACCGCCCAGUGCGAGUCUCGCGACCAUGCCGACGCCGAGCAAACAAGAGCCGCCAAAGUUGUUGAAGCAGCAUUCGCAGAGUAGUACGGCGCGUCAUGCCAGAGGUCACUGCAGCACUCGCGUUCCGUCAAUGACCAAGACCUUCGCCACCGACGGUACUCCGCCUACGCCAACUCACUUCCUCGCCCUCUCCCCUCGCAACACGUACGAGUCCCGCCGCGGCUCCCAAGUCAUCCUCGAAUUUGCAGACCCUACCUCGUCGCCCCAGUCUUCUCCGCACGCCACACCAGGCCUGACCCAGUUCCCCUAUUCGCCGUGGCUAUCCAGUCCACUCCUCGCCUCGCCGGGAACGACGCCUAGGCCACUAACCUUGGUGAGGGAUACGAGUUCGGAGGCAGUGAAUGAAAACGGUGAAGCGGGCCAGACAAGACUUCAGGCGACGUUUGAGGCGAUCAAGAAGAUGGGGGCCGGGUUGACGAGUCCGAGUCCCAAGAGAACCGUGAGUAGAGGCGCGGGGAAGGGAGGUAGGAAAGAGGAGGUGCAGACGCCGGGGUAUUUCGAUGUUAUUGUUGAUGCUGUGGAGGCUUGA